UUUCGCUUUAAAGAACUGUUUAUGUUGUCGGAAAAGCACGCAUGUUUAACUUUUCUUGAACAAUGCGUUUUCUUGGAUAUUUACUGUUAGUUGCUUCGUGGACCUUUGUAUCCGGAGAUGUAUUUCUUUUUGAUUGUUCAGAGGACACGACUGGGGCUGAGCUCGAGAUUCGCGAGGUGGACCCUGUAGGAACGGUGGUAGCCCGUGUGAGCGGAAGUGAUGGCGUUCUUCAGUGGUCCGCCAUCCUCGGAGGCUCUCGAAGCACCUACCUUACCCAAUUCUUUACAUCACCAAAAUUUUCGACAAUGACCACCCCCGAAAAUGCAGCCGCCUCCCUAACCAUUGCUCGGAAAGUGGACCUGGAGCUGCUGGAAUAUGAGAUUCCAAAUUUUUGGGAGUACAGUAGAAGCAACGGGGACCUGACCUUCGACCUUGAGAUCACGUGUAUCGCUGAGGACACGCCAAGGCGUCACAAUGUGCACGUGGCGGUUCUGGCCGUGAACGAGUUCUACCCACAAUUCCUCCGCGCACCCUACCAGAUGGCAGUCUCGGAGGCUGUAGAACCGGGGGCUGAGCUUUUUUCUCUGACGUCACUGGUGACGGACAUGGACGCCGGGGACUCAAACUUCACCUUCGCCAUUAAGCCUUACAUGAUCUCACAGUUUGAUGGAUCACGGUACGUCACAAUCAGUGAAAGCGGUGACGUUACUCUGUUAGAGCCGUUGGACUUUGAACUACUUCCGGUGGGCAGAAACUACAUGUUCGUCAACGUGACCGUCACAGAUGACGGCGGUCUUCUGACGUCAACAUCUAUCAACCUGACCGUGUUGGACGCCAACGACCAGGGGGUGGAGCUAGUUUACCCCGGGUGUCCUCAGCCCUGCCUGGAGGCCAACUACUCAGCAGAUGUUAACGUCUCAUAUAUUGGGGAAGUGUCGCUCCUUCCGGUUCCUCUGACGGCCAUGGAUCUGGACGCGCUAAACGAGUCUGUCAUUUACACCCUCGACACUGAUGAGGCUGCUAACUUCUUCCGGAUGGACGAGAGGACGGGGCGCCUCUACAAGACGGCCGUCCUGGAGAAUGAUACGCUCGGACCACGUUUUGUUCUGAAUGUGCGGGUGGAGGAAGCGAGCGAGAGCAGCCACUUCCUGUUGACGACUGUCACCAUUCUCGUGCCUGAGCGCCUGGCGGCCGCAAGUAUGUGCACGCGUCUUUAUUAGUUUGUUGUUGAUUUUUAGUUAAAUUGACUUACGUAUCUUAUGUUUAUUAUAAUUAUAGAAAUAUGUACGUAUGCUUCUUAACCUCUUCUACCAAA
Mya arenaria is the source of this 1315-nucleotide messenger RNA. Its product is annotated as cadherin-99C-like. Gene Ontology annotation, biological process: homophilic cell-cell adhesion. The record is from RefSeq and is a predicted model, not a curated record. Gene Ontology annotation, cellular component: membrane. Lineage: Eukaryota; Metazoa; Mollusca; Bivalvia; Myida; Myidae. The coding region runs from base 63 to 1220 and encodes 385 amino acids. Gene Ontology annotation, molecular function: calcium ion binding. The transcript is spliced from 11 exons.